AUGUGCUUCGUAGGCGUACAAUGGAAAGACAUAGCAGGGCAACCUGUAGCGUUCACUACAGGGAUUACAGAACUAACCGCAAGUCUCGACUGUGGAAAAAAGUGCUAUAUGUCGUGUACAAGGACUGAAGCUGUCACUACAACUGAAACUGUUACGCAGGACCAAGCCGAUCUUGUAUUGCACCUACAUCCGAACAAUGAGCGACCGCACGUGAACUGGACCACCGAUACAGUGGACAAUGAGAAUAUGGGUAAAAAGAAGAGCAAAUGUUGUUGUAUAUAUAAGAAGAAGAAGACGUGGAAUGAUGGUAGCAGCAGUAGUGACGAUUCGGACUGUGAGACCGGAAACUGUCGAGGGCAUGUGGAGAAAAGGCACGAACAUCACAGCGAUCCAGCAGGCGGAGAUGGAGGUGCUGAACCCUGCCAUCGAGAGGCACAUUCCCUGUCACGGAUUUUGGCGCAGCGUCGUGUUUUGUAUUUCGAUUGGAAUAUUAACACACAUCGUCGUGUCCCUCACGCAUAA
Molecule: messenger RNA, 522 nt
Organism: Cylicocyclus nassatus
Lineage: Eukaryota; Metazoa; Nematoda; Chromadorea; Rhabditida; Strongylidae
Source: the annotation of a GenBank genome assembly